AUGGCCACCUUUUGGUGCUCGGAGGCCCUCCCGCUUGCCGUCACCGCCAUGCUACCCAUCUGCCUCUUUCCCACGCUGGGGAUCAUCCCGUCCCAAAAACUCUGCCCUCAGUACUUCCUGGAAACCAACUUCCUCUUCCUAAGCGGCCUGGUGCUGGCGUCCUCCAUUGAGGAGUGGGGCCUCCAUCGCAGAAUAGCGCUGAAGGUCCUCACCAUCGUGGGGGUCAAACCAGCGUGGCUGAUACUGGGCAUGAUGACCACCUCGUCCUUCCUGUCCAUGUGGCUGAGCAACACGGCCACCACGGCCAUGAUGCUCCCCAUUGCCAACGCCAUCCUGGAGACUCUCUUCGGGGAUCUGGAGAGCCUGAAGCAGAAAUGCAUGCCGCACGCACCAGAGGAUUGCAAGCGCGACGUGGCCCGUGGUCCAUCAAUUAAGAUGCGUUCUCUGCCCUCGGUGGCCUCAGAGAAGCAAAAAUUGUCACUUGAGGGUUCGGGCGCGGCCGCGGAGGAGAACGACGCCAGGACAGCCGAGGAGAUCCGCUCCGAGUCGGAGUAUCAGAUGAGCGUGUGGAAAGGCUUUCUGGUGUGCAUUCCUUACGCCGCCAGUAUCGGAGGAACGGCCACGCUGACGGGAACCGCGCCCAACCUCAUCCUGAUUGGACAGCUCAAAAACUAUUUUCCCGAGUGCGAUCUCAUCAACUUUGGCUCGUGGUUUGCAUUUGCCUUCCCGCUCAUGUUGGUUUUCCUGCUUUUGGGAUGGCUGUGGAUCGCGUUCCUCCACGGGGGACUGCGCGCACGCUCCAAGCAGCAGCAGAGAGCCGAAGAAGAGGCCCGAGCUCGGGCUCUGGUGGAAGAGGACUACCGGAAACUGGGACCCUUAAAUUUUGCCGAGGGGGCCGUCGCCUUCUUUUUUACCACCUAUGCCGUUCUCUUGUUCACGAGGGAUCCCAAAUUUGUCACCGGCUGGUCUGCGCUUUUCAAGAAGGGCUAUGUGUCGGACGCCGUCACCGGUGUGAUCAUCGUGUCUGUCUUGUUUUUCUUCCCCUCGCAGAAACCUUCUCUUAGCUGGUGGUUGGACCCCAAAGCUUCAAACGCGCCCUACGUUCCUCUCCUUUCGUGGAAGAAAGCCCAGGAGGCCGUUCCGUGGAAUAUCAUUCUGUUGCUGGGAGGCGGCUUCGCCAUGGCCCAGGCCUGUGAGGAGUCCGGACUGGCCUCCUGGAUGGGAGGCCACCUUCGGCCUUUGGCCAAAGUCCCGCCCCCUGCGGCCAUGAUGCUGAUCACAGCUUUCGUGGCCUGUUUCACCGAGUUUGCCAGCAACACGGCCACCAUCAUCAUCUUUUUGCCCGUUAUCGCCGAACUGGCCUUCCACGCGAGCGUGAACCCCCUGUACUUCAUGAUCCCUGCCACGGUCGGGAGCUCGUACGCUUUCAUGCUGCCCGUGGCCACGCCGCCCAACUCCAUCGCCUUCGCCUCCGGUCACCUUCUGGUCAAAGACAUGGUGAAAACUGGCUUUGUCAUGAACAUCCUGGGUCUGCUGUCCGUGGCGCUGGCCAUCAACACGUGGGGCCUGGCCAUGUUCCAGCUGGACGCCUACCCCGACUGGGCUCGCCCUCUCAACCGCUCUGCCGCCUACAUGUCAAAUGCCACGCUCUGAUGGCCCGACGGGAAGACAACGCCGGCGGCAGGCAGUGUUCGGCUCUUACCGUUUGUAGUUAAAGUUAAAGUCAACUUUUAAAGUUAAAGUCCCAAUGAUCAUUGUCACACACACAUCUGGGUGUGGUGAAAUUUGUCCUCUGCGUUUAACCCAUCCCCGUGUGAUUUUAAUCCAUCCCCUGGGGGAGAGGGGAGCAGUGAGCAGCAGCGGUGGGUGCCGCCCUCGGGAAUCAUUUGGUGAUCUAACCCCCCAAUUCCAAGCCUUAAUGCUGAGUGCCAAGCAGGGAGGCAAUGGGUCCCAUUUUUAUCGUCUUUGGUAUGACCCGGCCAGCCGGGGUUUGAAGCCACAACCUUCCAGUCUCAGGGCGGACACUCUACCACUAGGCCACUGAGCUUCACUGACCCCUGCCUUCACGUAUUUUCCUUAGCCCUUUUUCAAAGGUUGCGCACGGUGCGUUUAAACAGACGCCGUGGGAGCUGGGCAAAAACACGGGCAAACUAAUCGUCAUUCAUUACAAGACUGGCAAAAACAACCAAGCUCACCACAUUACAAACAUCGGCACCGCAGCGCCAGCAGUCCCGAAUUGCAUCUGAUGGCUGUAAAGCUUUUUUGCUUUUUUAUUGUUGUGCCGGCAUUCGACGUCACGGCCGUCGCCAGCUCCGUCUGCUAUGCACGGGGCCCAUAACAACCCAACAAAGUCUUUCACCCUAACCCAAUUUCCCAGAGAGAGAGCAGCAACGUGCGGUCGGAACCCUCUGGCUUUGUUAAAGCGGGCAUGUUUGGAGAAAAUCGGUCCCUUUUUCUGUCUUUGUGUGCACAUAUUGUUCCCAUCCCGUCCUCAACUGUGAAAAGAGCCAGCACGCUCGCUCAUAAAGUACGUUAAGUCCAUGACAUUUUGGUCCUCCUCAUCUGAAGGCACACCGCCGACAAUACAAGCCCGCCUGCCCCUCUUGGCCCAUCGGUACGUGGUCAAUCUGUGUCCGUUCAAUCAAUCAAUCAAUCAAUCAAUCAAUCAACCAAUCAAUCGGCAAAUGUCAUUCCUGAUGGGACUGUGCAACGAGAACAGCCAGCAAGCCGAGCUUUUCCCAGAGAAGCUCCCUCUGCGCAUUACGCCGGGCCAAUCCAGUCCCAAUUUGGAUUGGAUUCAAUAAAGUGUACUUGGUCCAGCC
Messenger RNA from Syngnathus typhle (broad-nosed pipefish), 2822 nucleotides. It is a transcript of the gene slc13a3, whose product is annotated as solute carrier family 13 member 3. The coding region runs from base 1 to 1653 and encodes 550 amino acids. Gene Ontology annotation, cellular component: membrane. The record is from RefSeq and is a predicted model, not a curated record. Gene Ontology annotation, molecular function: succinate transmembrane transporter activity; citrate transmembrane transporter activity; sodium:dicarboxylate symporter activity. Gene Ontology annotation, biological process: monoatomic anion transmembrane transport; citrate transport. NCBI's taxonomy places the organism in Eukaryota, Metazoa, Chordata, Actinopteri, Syngnathiformes, Syngnathidae. The transcript is spliced from 12 exons.